AUGUGCUUGGCAUGCAAUCUGGCAUGGGAUGCAGUUUGUUGCGUAUGGGAACUGAUAUGCGGCCUUAUGGAUGACAGGGAGCUCACGGGUUCACAUCCUGAGAAACCUGGCUGGCUUGAGCUGAUGAAGAUCGCUCUGGGCAAGCUUGUUCCUGUAUCCUUUGGGGAUAGUUUGAGUGAGAAUGUGGAGCCAGAUGUGGCACGGCAAGAAUUUCUUUCUGGUGGACAGGAGAGCCUUGACGACUUACUGGCCGCCUUGAGCUUCUCCCUUUCUCAAGAGUCCAUGGAUCCCAGCACACUGGAAAAACUGACCAAGGUUGUGCUUGCCCGAAGAACAGAUCUGCAAUUAACUGGGCAUUUGAACUCCCUUGAGUUAUUGGGAGCACUACAGGAUGCCGAUCCACAAGCCUACCAAUUGGCGCUUUGCAUCCCUGAUGGCGGAAGCUUCAUUUCCAGUACUCCAGAACGCCUGUAUGCACGUACUGGGGACAAGAUCGCUUCAGAAGCCGUGGCAGGAACAAGAGCCAGAGGCCCCAAAGGGGAUGUUGAGAAGGACUUCUGGCUGGGGUUUGACAUGCUCCAAAGCCACAAAGACCAUGUAGAGUUCACGCUGGUCCGGGACUGGCUUCAGGAUGCCCUCUCCAGGGUGUGCAUGAGUGUUGUCGUGGAUGUCCCCAAAACUGUGAUGAAGCAUGGGGCAGUACAGCACCUGUACAGUCUCCUGAGUGGGACACUUGCCAGUGGGACGACAGAUGCUGAUUUGCUGAAUGCCUUGCAUCCAACACCAGCGAUCGCUGGCAGACCCCGCGAUAUUGCCCAGGAAUUUCUGCAGCUGUACGAAGAUUUCGACCGCGGAUUCUAUGCUGGACCCUUUGGGUGGAUUAGUGGUGGAGGUGCAGAGUUUGUGGUGGCCAUUCGCUCGGCACUGAUAAUAGAAGGUUUUCUAGGCUCUCAAGCCCCUUCAGUCCCGGGUCAGCAGCAAUCUGUCAAUUUUGCUGAGGGCAUUGUGCCUGAGGAUGACACCACCCUUGAGCGACAUGCAGUCCAGCUGUAUGCUGGAGUGGGUGUCGUGAAAGAGUCAGAUCCCCAGAUGGAGUGGGAGGAGUUGGACCUGAAGGUGAAGCAGUUUGAGCGCUUGCUUGUUCCCAGGCCAGGGCCCCUUGACCAGAUGAAUAUGAACAUGGUGUGGACUUCAAUGAUCGUUGAGGAGCUCUGCAGAAUGGGACUGAACACUGUUGGGAUAGCCCCGGGCUCCCGAUCAUCCCCACUUACAGCAGCCCUUGCCAUGCAUCCUCGAGUUCGAGUGGUCCCUUGCAUCGAUGAGAGAUCCCUUGGCUUCUGGGCUCUUGGUUUUGCUCAGGCCACUGGGCGUCCAGCACCAGUUGUGACAACAUCAGGAACAGCCGUUGCCAACCUGCUCCCAGCAGUUGUGGAGGCAAGCAUGUCCCAAGUGCCCAUGCUGCUGCUGACUGCAGACCGGCCUCCUGAGCUCCGAGACACAGGGGCAAAUCAAUGCAUCGAUCAGGUCAAGAUCUUUGGUUCCUAUGUGCGCUGGGCUCAAGAUCUCCCUCCGCCAGACAGCAAGACACCAGGCCGUAUGUUGCUGACAGCUUUGGACACCGCUGUUCGUAUUGCCACGAAUCGCCAUAAUGCUGGCCCUGUGCACCUCAACCUGCAGUUCAGAGAACCCCUGGCACCAACACCUGCAGCAUCAGCUGUGACAAUUGAUGACAGCAUGUUGCAGCACUGGCAGAAAUCGUUGAAACCUUUCACAGCAAUGGAUGUUCCUGUUGAUGACCAAGCCCAAAAUUUGCAGGCAGCUGGGGCUGUCAGUGAGGUUGUUCAGAUAGUGAAGAAUGCAACAAGAGGUCUGCUGGUAGUGGGUCACCUUUGUACUCCCAGGGAGACCCAUGCUGCAGCGCACCUUGCAUCUGUACUACAGUGGCCCACCAUAGCAGAUGUACUGUCAGGGCUUAAGGUUGGCAAUCAUGGGAACGGGUUUCAAGACCUGUCAGUGUAUUAUGCAGACAAUAUUUUGAUUGCUAAGGAAGCCUGGGCAGCCCUGGCCCCUGACGUUGUGCUUCAGGUCGGGGGCCACUUGACCUCAAAGAGGCUGCAUGAGUUCUUGUCAUGGUCCACUUUAACGGGCAGAGAGGACGGGUCCAGGCUGCCAUGGAUAUCCAUUAUACAACAUCCAGGUCGUGACGAUCCAGCACACCUCUUAUCGCACAGCCUCCAGGUGGAUCUUAGCUCGUUCUGUUCCCACCUGCCCCCUUGUGGUACUUCCCAAUCGUCUUACCUUCAGCUCUGGCAGUCGGUGGACCAGGCAGUGUCAUAUGCUGUUGGCACUGCAAUGGUCGAGCUCCAGCAAGGGACAGUUGUUUGUGAGCCUUCUGUUGCCUGGGAAGUUGCACAAUCCCUGCCAAGUGGCCAAGGUCUAUUUUUGGGGAACAGCAUGCCCAUCAGGGAUAUGGAGAUGUUUGCUGGAGAGUGUUGCAGGCAUGGAAAGCAAUUCGAUGUCGGGGUGCCAGUGGCUGCAAACAGGGGGGCCAGUGGCAUCGAUGGAGUGCUGAGCUCUGCAGCUGGCUUUGCUGUAGGUUUGCAGAGACCAGUCACACUGGUCAUUGGCGAUGUUUCGUUCCUGCACGACAUCAAUGGGCUCAACCUUCUACGGAGUGGCGAGGACUGGCCAGUGCUGACAGUUGUCCUGAUAAAUAACAGUGGAGGAGGAAUAUUCAACUUCCUUCCAAUCGCUGAUGCAGUAUCCCAAGAGGACUUUACAGCAUUGUGGACAACACCGCAGCAUGUUGCGCUGGAAGGAAUGUGCCGUUCUCAUGGUAUCCCUCAUCAGAAGGUCUGUCAUCCCGAUGAACUCUCACAUGCACUGAAAACUGCAUGGUGUCUGAAAAGGCAUUCAGUUGUUGAGAUCGUCACAGACAGGAACACAAAUCUUGACAUCCAUCGCCACAUGCAAUCCAUGGCACAACAAGCAGUGAACUCAGUAGUCACGCUGCCAGGUGCUCACUCCAACAUGCCACAGUAUUUGCAAGACACUGUGUCAUCGAGGAGUGGCUCAUAUCUUCUGAAACUACAGGACAUCAGCUGGCAAAAUUACUGCCUGGAAACUAAAAGUGGCAUCACAUCAUGUGCAGAACAACAAAGCCGAGAAGGUCUUCUGGUAACGAUUGAAUUGGUGGAAUUGCCAGGGGUCAAGAAAUGGUACGGCAUAGGUGAAAUAGCUCCUUUGCCUGGCCUGAACGCAGAAUCGCUGCAAGAAGCAGAGAGCCAGCUGAGACUGAUGGCACAAAUUUUGAAGGGCAAGCAGGUUCCAUCUUCAGUUGGCUUGGUGCCUGGCCAGCUGCACAGGUGGCUUGCAACAGAACUUGGGGGUGAUAUUGAAAGUUUGGCAUCAUCAGUUAGGUUCGGCAUAGAAACUGCAAUUCUGCAUGCUUUGGCAGCUUCGAUGGGUUCAGAAACAUUCAUGCUUGCACAUCUUCUAGCCCAUCCCCUGGAUGAGCACAUUGACUACAGUGUGUCGCUGAAUGCCCUUGUGGACCCAAGGGGGGAUAGCAACAAGGCUGUGGAGCUGUCAAGAGAAUACUUUUCUCAGGGCUUCUCAUCUCUCAAAGUAAAAGUUGCCAGGGAAGGGUCACCCGAGACAGACGCUGAAAUCGUCAAGGCGAUCAGGGCUGCUGCUGGAAAGGACGUCAAGAUUCGUGCUGAUGCCAACCAGGGUUGGGACUUAGAUGAGGCUGUUCGUUUUGGUAUCGCAGUUCAUGAUGCUCAUCUGGAGUAUGUGGAAGAGCCUACAGUGCAUGCAGAAGACUUGUGUGAAUUUUUUAAGAGGACUGGGGUUCGCUUUGCUCUUGAUGAGACUGUCGUUGAGCAAGUGAGAUCAGGGAGAUCUAUCAGAUUUAGAAAGGGGGACGGAUUGGCUGCUUUGGUGGUUAAGCCAACAGUUUUGGGAUCUGUUGAUGCGAUUAUGGAAAUAGGGAGAUGGGGAAGGGCAAAUCAAGUAGAUGUUGUAGUGAGCUCCUCAUUUGAGAGCUCAGUGGGACUCAGUACUCUUUGUCAAGUUGCAGUGGCGACAGAUGCCAUUAGAAAAAACUCACGAGAUAGACUUGGCCACCAGGACCCUGUGCUCAGCUAUGCUCCAGCUCAUGGACUGGCCACCACAACAUGGUUUGCAAACAGUGUUGUUGCGCACCACAGUGUUGAGAUUCAGGAACUUGGUGACUCUUUAAAGGAGCAAAACAUUCUGAAGUCAGCACGCAUGGGACUUGAAGACACCUGGAAGAUCAUGCAAGCAGCUGCCAAGGGAAACAAUCUUGAUUCUACAACAGUCUCCAUGCCCACUACAAUCACCACAAGGGAGUCUUUGGUACCCGUGCAGGGGGAGGUGGAGUACAUAUUUAGGGUUCUUGAAAUGCUGCCAAAUCAUGCACCAUUGCCAUUACCCGCUGAAGGGGACGAUGAUGCUCACUCUGCAUGGCCUGUCACCACGCCCAGUAAUCCACCCAUUGUGGUUUUCCUGCAUGGGUUCCUGGGGUCAUCAGAUGACUGGGUGCCACAGAUGGCAUCUCUUUCGAAAUCGUGCUGGUGCAUAUCUGUGGACUUGCCUGGACAUGGGGAAACCCAGGUUUUCGAAGGCAACAAAGCCAGCACUGUUGAACGGAGUGCUGGCGGUAAUGGAAGGGUCCAUCGUGUGCAUGGACAGAAUGUGGAUUACGUGCCAGCGGCUUUCCGCAGUGAAGGCAGUGAGGCAGAAUCUGAGGACAAGGCACCACAGUCCAAAAGCCAAGAAGUGGCAGCUGGCACGGGGGGGAUGGCAACCAACGAUGGCUUCAUUGGGGAUGGUGUACAAUCUGCAGCACAGUGUGCAUCAUAUGAAGGGUAUUCUUUAGAGAAUGUUUCAUCCGCAAUUGUCACACUUUUGGAGACCCUUGGAAUCUCACAGUGCACGCUAGUUGGGUAUUCUCUGGGGGCCAGGGUAGCUCUCACAGUGGCUUCUCAAUUGGAUGCAGGCUCAAAACUGAGGUGUGAAGGAGUGGCCUGCAUCUCUGGAACCGCAGGCAUCCCAGACCCUGAACACAGAUUGAUGCGUGCCAGACGGGACGACGACCUGGCUUUUGCGUUAAGGUCAGGGGGCCUGGAAGCUUUCCUUGGGAUGUGGUACAAGGGGCCACUGUGGCAGGGGCUCCGGCAGCAACCACAAAUCCUUGAAAGGUUGCUGGCACACAAAGCGAGGAUAGGCAAUGUGGAGAAUUUGAGUCAUGCUCUAUCGGGGUUGAGCACUGGGCGAAUGGUUCCUUUGCAUGGCUGGCUCUCCACAUGCUCCUUGCGGUUGCUCUUUGUUGCUGGCCAGGAAGACGUCAAGUUUGUUCACUUAGGGAAGCAAAUGGCAUCAGAGGCUUCGAAGAGAGCCACAUCAGAUGUCACAACUGGAGGAGAAAAUAAUCGGGGCCCUGAGACCCAUGAUAGCUUGUUGCAAAGCAGCGACACAGCGAGGCGGGUAAGGUUUGUUGAGAUAGAAGGCGCUUGGCAUGCUGUCCACAUUGAGAAACCGCUUGCGCUUUCCAAACUUUUGCAUGAUUUUAUUGUGGGUUAG
Molecule: messenger RNA, 5607 nt
Organism: Ostreobium quekettii
Lineage: Eukaryota; Viridiplantae; Chlorophyta; Ulvophyceae; Bryopsidales; Ostreobiaceae
Source: the annotation of a GenBank genome assembly